AUGAGCUGUUUUCUCGGGAAGGAGGAGGUUGAGAGGAGAACAGGUCAAAUUCAGGUCGAGAAGCGGCUCAAGUCCAACCAAGAAUCGCGGAGGAAGGAGGUCAUGAUCCUUCUCUUAGGUACUGGCGACCCUGGAAAAUCGACCGUGCUGAAGCAACUGAAACUUAACAACGGAGGAGAUUAUUGCGUUGCCAACGGCUUAUACUUCAAGGGCGUCGUCUUCACAAACAUUGUGCAGUCGACGCAAGGCACCUUAGAGGCGAUGGACGUCUCUGGCAUCUCAUUCGGAAACUCCACUGCAGACCGCCACGCUUGGGCUAUAUUCUCACAGAGACAAAAGAUGACCGCCCAAGAGCUUUUCUACAGAAGUCUACCUCGCCAUCAGGGUUGUUUGGGUCGAUGCGGGUGUGAAAACGUGUUUUUCGCGGUGCAGCGAGUUCCAAGUGUGUGA
This is a messenger RNA of Cladophialophora psammophila CBS 110553, 450 nucleotides long. RefSeq lists its product as uncharacterized. The coding region runs from base 1 to 450 and encodes 149 amino acids. NCBI's taxonomy places the organism in Eukaryota, Fungi, Ascomycota, Eurotiomycetes, Chaetothyriales, Herpotrichiellaceae. Gene Ontology annotation, molecular function: GTPase activity; G-protein beta/gamma-subunit complex binding; guanyl nucleotide binding. Gene Ontology annotation, biological process: G protein-coupled receptor signaling pathway. The record is from RefSeq and is a predicted model, not a curated record. The transcript has 2 exons.